Messenger RNA from Pomacea canaliculata, 5769 nucleotides. Its product is annotated as ubiquitin carboxyl-terminal hydrolase 37-like. Gene Ontology annotation, cellular component: nucleus; cytosol. The record is from RefSeq and is a predicted model, not a curated record. Gene Ontology annotation, biological process: G1/S transition of mitotic cell cycle; protein deubiquitination. Gene Ontology annotation, molecular function: cysteine-type deubiquitinase activity; cysteine-type endopeptidase activity. Lineage: Eukaryota; Metazoa; Mollusca; Gastropoda; Architaenioglossa; Ampullariidae. The transcript has 21 exons. The coding region runs from base 145 to 3930 and encodes 1261 amino acids.
GGUAGAAUUACCCCGCGAAAGUUUGUCUGCAAGAUGGCGGUGUUCGUGUGUAUGUUUUGAAAUAUGGAGUACGUCUUCCGUUCCUGGAUAGUUCGCAGGACGAUUUACAUAUAAUUUUUAAAACAGCAGAAGAAAAGGGACAUCAUGCUACCUCCCAAGAGAUAUAGUGGAGAAUUUAAGUACCUGGGCUUCAGAAGCAACAGUAAUGAUUGGAAAAGGGGCUUUAUUGUCUUGGAAGAAUCAGAAGGAAUUCUGUACUUGAAGACACAUUUGGAUGCAAAUCCACAAAGGGUCUACAAGCAGUCUGAGAUCAGUGUUGAAAAUGUCAAAGAAUGCAGCUUAAAAUCAUCUCGAGUCAUCAUUGGCUUUAAAUCAGACCUAAUCUUGCAUUUUCGGCAGUCGAUUAGUGAUCCAAACAGAUUGGAAGAUGACGUUAACAGGAUUCUUCACAGUCUCUCGGCUAAUGGCAAGCUGUUGGGAAGAAAUCGUGCUGAAGUUGGGUGCUCUAUGCCCCCUCCCCAAAACAGAAUCCAUCAGAGUCCCAGUCAUGUGCGCAGUCACUCACAUGAUAAAGAAGCUAAAUCUCUUUCGGAUCAGCGUGUUCCUGUGAGCAUUCCAACACCUGACAGCAGUCCAGGAACCUCUCCUUUGCGGUUUACAAGUAUGAAGGAGAAUAGAAGGUCAUGCCAGGAAAAAUCUCAAAAACUUGAUGAAGAAAGCAAGGAGAAUCAAUUCAGGGGACCUAUAAGUACAGAAACAGACAGGCAAGGCAAGAAAGCAGAAAGAUUGCCAUUGCAGGUGUCAAGUUCCAGUUUUUAUGGAAGUACUACUGCUUCUUUACAUACAACUUUUAAAAAAAUUGCAAGGAGAACUCCUAAUCUAAUAAAUUCCUCUCCAAGUCCAGCACCAUUUUCAGAAAACAAAACCCAGCUUGGUGCUAAUGUUACUUAUUCUUGGAACAAGCCUAAUCUGUCAUCAUACAGUAGCAAAGAGAACACACCUGAACUUCAUGGAUUUGCCAACAUUGGAAAUACUUGCUACAUGAAUGCUAUCCUACAGUCUUUAUUCAGCCUAGACACUUUUGCUACUGACCUCACAGCUUCAUGCAGAGCCCACAACCGAGUUCUCUUCAACGGAUCUCUUGCAGUUGCCAUGACCAAGCUUUUGUACGGCCGAAGAAAGCCACAGUUGGUUGAGAUGCAGAAAACAGAGCUGCUGCGAAAUGUCAAGAGGGCAAUAUCAUCCACAGCAAAGCGCUUCUCAGGCAGCCAGCAGCAUGAUGCACAUGAGUUCCUUGGUCAGGUGCUUGAUCAGCUAAAAGAAGAAAUGAUUAAGGCCUCCAAAACAUCAGAUGUAAAUGGCGACUGUCAUCUUGCUAUUAAUAUGGCAGACACAGCCAGUGUAACACCUACUGCUACACCAGUGAAAGACAAAACAUCACCACCAAACAACAGACGCGAUGCUGCUGAGACCCCAGAAUCAGUCAUUAAAAAACAUCCAAACCUUCUGAUAGCCAACCCUACUUUGGCCAACUUUGAGUUUGAAGUUGUUCAUAGUAUUGAAUGUCUAAGUUGUGAAGAGGUUGUACAUAAAGCUGAGCAGUUUAAUGAUUUAUCAGUCGAUAUACCAUCUAGUUGUGUUUCUGGGGCUCAAAUAUCACUUCAGGAUGCACUCAGCGUCUUCUUCCAGAAAGAAACAAUAGAGUAUACGUGUGAAAAAUGUGGACACAAAAAGGCAGAUGUGUCUCACAAAUUUAGUAAGGUGCCAAGAGUGCUGAUACUUCAUCUGAAGCGCUACACAUAUGAUGCUGGCAUGUCACAAAAUAGCAAAAUGCGACAGCAGAUACACAUCCCUCAGUUCAUAUCCUUGUGGGAUCACUGUGACCAGACCACUCAACCACACAUGCCCUUUGCCUGUGUGACAACUAGCAGUCCAUCCAAGCUGUCAUCAGACUCGAGCUAUAAAAGGCGCAAGCCUCCACAUCUGGCACAAAGCGUUGAUGAGCAGCCAAAUCUGAAAGUGCGUCGUCUUUUUGGUGAUGAACCAAACAGCAGGCAUUGUAGUUUGGCUGGAGACGAGCAACAAACCAAGAGUCUAGCCAGUCAUGACAAGAAAGGACUUGAACAUAACAACUUUGUAAGCCAGAUUGACUUGCUAGAUGAGGAAGAGAAACAACUGAAGCAGGCUUUGGCCCUGAGUCUCAAGGAGGUCAGCCCUCUAGGCUUUGACCACAGCUACACCACUGGCAGCAUCAAUGUUGAAGAGGAUGCCAACAACAAUGCUGCCUGGAAUACAGUUCAUGCUGAGAUGGACACAACUGCAGAUAUUGCAGAAUCAGAUCUGGAGAAGAUGACACUGGAUCAGCAAAUUGCAAUAGCAAUCAAUCGAAGUCUUGCUUCACCUUCCUCAUGCAUAAAUGUAGUCUCCCCCUCAGAACACUUCACCCCCUCCUCAUCACCACCGCUGUCUGCUCAAGCACCUCAGGAAUGCUUGGUUUCUCAAGAUAAAUUGUAUACAAGGAAGUCAAAAGACUGCAGCAAGAAUUACAUUCAGGCCCUCAAUCCUAAAGACACCCAGAUAUCUUCUCUUUUGCUGUCACAAAGGCAAAAGAGCACCGAAAACAUCAGGGAGGGAUCUCAGGAAACAGAGGAAUUUGAUGGAAGAUUAACAUACAAAACCAGCACGCCAAGCACUGCUAAAUUGUUUGAAUCAGACAAACCUAGAGACUCUACCAGGGACACUAUACACAAAACUAUUGUCUCAAAGGUCAUUGAUUCUGCCAAGUCAACAGGUGCUACAAAAUCUCUGAGUGGCUCUAGUAUUGAAGGAGGUCCGGAUGAUAUUUUUUGGGAUGCUGAUGCUGAGUGGACUAACUCUGGAUCACCGUCUAAAGAAGGAUCAAGACUGAAUGCUGGUGUGUUUCAAGGUCACAGAAGUGUUAAUAUUCAAGAUGGUUUUUUGACUGGGACAUCAGAAAACUCAUCAAAGUUUAGUGAAAGUUCUGAUGGCCAUAAAGCUUCAGGGAGUGAAAAUGUGGCAGAAGAAAACAAUCAGGACAGACUUGACAAAUCUCCAUUGUCAUCCAAAUUGCCUUCAAUAGCAUGCUUCCGAGGUUCUUUGUUAUCCAUUCUUGAUCAGACAGGAACAUCUGCUGCAACCUUACAAAAGUCAGACGCAAACUCUAAUAAAGCUUCAGAUUGUAAAAAUGUAUGUCAAUAUCCUAGAGUAAAAAGACUAAAAAGUGAGGUGAUUGAAAGUCGCUCAAGUUGGCCUUUGGAAAACCAUAUUCUUAAAGAGUCUGGUGCCUUGGAAGCAAGUGCAGUUUUGUCCACAGUUGAAGAAAAAUCCAGUAUGGAUGGAAGACAUUCUGAUAUUUCUUUAGAAAAUGUUGCCUGCAUUUCUAAGGUCAGAGAGGAUAGGUCACACGAUAGGAGAGAAUGUUGUAUGGUGGCUGGUGAACCACUCAUUACAAAUCAUGAGGAGUCAUCUGUACCAGGCUUCUUAGCUUCAGUGCAGAAGGCCAAGCAGAAAGAAGUCAUGGAGGAGAAAGAGAAUAUUCUACCUCAUGACAACAGCCUUCCAUGUCAGACAUUACAACUGGAUAACAAUCUGGAGGAUAAGAUUGCUGAGCAUAAGGCCAAAGUUUCAGAAAUGGAAAGAGGAAUACUACCUUACACAUACAGGCUAGUCAGUGUUGUUAAUCAUCUGGGAGAUAUGUCUGAUUCAGGACAUUAUGUUUGUGAUGCCUUUGAUAUGAAGAAGCAGGCUUGGUUUAGUUAUGAUGACAGCAAGGUUAGCUGUACUACAGAGUCAGAGGUUUUAACCAGCAGGUCCAGAAGCGGCUACAUUUUCUUCUACUUGAACAAGGAUAUCUAUGAAGAAUUCUUCAGCAUGGGUACCAAGAGCAAUGAACUUGCGCAGAAAAGAUAAUCUAUUAUAGUCUUGAAAGAGUACUAUAUGCUUUGCAGAAACAUGCUGUCAUAUAUGCAAUUGGUGUGUGUUUGAAAAAGAGAAUGAGAUAGAAAAAGAGGAGUAUGCUUGUGUUACCUGUAGUUUAAGAAUGCUAUACUGAAGGUGGAUUGUCACAAUAUUGUAUGCUGGAAAGAGAAUACUUGUGGCAUUGCAAUAUGUAAGAAUAUACAAAACUUCAUAUGAUAAACUGCUUAAUGAAUGCUUUCAUCUUCCAUUAAGAAAGUCACUUAUAUGUCUCUCUUAAAACAUAUUUUGUUUUAACCUUUCCAAUAUCAUAUGAAGUUUAUUAAAUUAUUCAAGGAUAUUUAUUUGUUUUUGUAAAUUAUGAAUACCAUGUUAUCUGUGUUUGCACAGACUUUUUACUGGUUUAUUUCCAGUAGAAUUGUAAGAUUGUUUAAACUCUGGAUAUCAUUCUUUUGUAGAACUUUUUUUUUUCUCCUCCCACACUUUGCUUUCCUUCUCUCUCUUGCUCAACCACACAUGCAUUGCAUUGUCUUGUGGCAUUUGUAAUGUAAGUAUCUAUCUUAACCAGUAUAAUGCACGGUAAUUUUAUAACAAGGAAAGCAAAUUUCCAUUGCUAAAAUAUUGGCAUUUCUCUGCGCUAAUGGAUGUAUUUCUAAAGGUGCUUUAGCAGUGUCUUACAGAUAACUUAAAAUAAUUGGUUCUUUAACAGCAAUUACACAAAUUACCUUAGCAUACAUGUUCUUGGUACUCUUAUCUCCUUUAUUUCUGUCCGGUAUUGGUGAAUAAUAGCUUUUUUGGAUUCAUCAAAUACCUCUGAACUUUACUGAUAAAAAACACGAUAUCCUGGUCGAGAGCAAAAUUUAUAAACCAAUAAUAAACUUGACUUUCACUGGUUAAGUACCCAGAUUAAACUAGAAACAAGACUUGUUUGACUAACCACUAACUGAUUAGUCUGAAUGAGUGCAGACAGGAUUAAUUUUCAGACUUAUUUGCCUGCUUGGUCAUUUCAUCAGUUAUGCCAGCUGGUGCAUAUCUGGAUAAGCUUUGAUGUAUUUAGUGGGGAAUAGUGGCAUUUCAAGCAGAAUUUUCUCUAAAUAAGAUUUUUUUUUAAAAAGUAUUUCAGGGCUUCUUGCGCCCUUGCUUUUACUUUAUGAGCGCCAGUUUGUUUUUCUAAGUUUCCAUUGAAAGCAUUGUUGUCUAAAGCUAUCACCAGCAGGACGGCAUAAAUAGGUUUGUUGCUUGAGAAGGAAACAUUGCCUGAGUUUAUUUAACUAACUACCGUGACAGCAUUAACUAUUUUUAAUUUUGUUAACCAGAUGGUAAGCGAAAGAAACGGAGUGCAUUGUACAUAAUGUAUUUUUUUUCCUAAGACAACUAACAGUAAACACAUGAACAAAAAUCUAAUUCCAGGCAUGAACGCAACAAAGAACAUUGUUCUUGUUCAGAUUUAUUUUAGAGUGAACAUCACACUUUAGUGGCUUAUCUUUAUUGUGUUUAAAAAAGAUUCUUGCUGAUUGAUAAUGAUUGAAUAAUUGAGUGCACAAGCAAGAGAGGGUAUUUGUGUGGAUGAAGGAGAGAAAAUUAUAGUUUAUAGAAAACAUUGUCUUAAGAAGUGCCAUUUUUCCAGUAAAACCAUGCAGAUUUGGGGGCAACACUUUUCACACUGCCCAUAUUGCACACUGAUUGCAAAUUUCUUGACAUUUUAUUUGCAAAUAUUAUAAAGAUAAGUAUUACUGUAUGUAGUUAAUAGCUGCACGAUGAUUUCUAUAUUGUUUUAAAAAACUGUUCUGUUUUGUUGUGCAAUGAGGAAUAAAUAAUACACUUUUGUCACAC